This is a messenger RNA of Strongyloides ratti, 1764 nucleotides long. Its product is annotated as CD36 antigen family-containing protein. The record is from RefSeq and is a predicted model, not a curated record. Gene Ontology annotation, molecular function: scavenger receptor activity. NCBI's taxonomy places the organism in Eukaryota, Metazoa, Nematoda, Chromadorea, Rhabditida, Strongyloididae. The transcript has 2 exons. Bases 1 to 1764 code for a protein of 587 amino acids. Gene Ontology annotation, cellular component: cytoplasm; membrane.
AUGUGGCCAAAAACUGUUCUAGGAAAAGUUAUAUUUUAUGGUUUAUUACUAAUCAUAUUUAUUAUUGGAUUAGUUUUAUUAAUUCCAAUGCCAUUGGCCAUAUUUCCAGCAGUAAUUUCAAGUGAAUUAAUAAUUAAUCCAACAUCUAACUCAACUUGGGGUCAAUUAACAAAUUAUUGGUGGAAAUUACCAAUGAUAAGUCAUUAUGAUUUUAUAUUGUGGAAUAUUACUAAUCCAGAUGAAGUUAAUUUUUUUGGAGCAAAAGCAGCAUCUAUUCCUAUUGGUCCAUACUCUUAUCUUGAAUCAGAAAUUAAAGAUAAUAUUAUAUUGAAAGAUAAUGGUAAUAAAGUAUUUUUUCAAAAUAUAAAAACUUGGACUUAUAAACAAGAAACAUCAUGUAAAUAUUGUAAUUGGGAGGAUAAAUUUUUUUUACCAAAUCCAGCUUUUAUGACAGUAGUAAAAAUGAUUGAAAAAUAUAAAAUUAAAGGUAUCCAAAAAAUACUUUUAGAAGCUUCUUUAUAUUUAUUUGGUGAAUAUCCAGUAAAAGAAGUUCCUCAGAAAGGAGUUCUUUUUUUAAGUUAUUAUGAUCCAUUAAUUAGUUUUAUGAAUUCGGAUUUAAUGAAAUUACUUAUAUCAAUAGGUGGUCCAAAUGUUCUUGGAUUUCCAGUUCCUGAUCUUAAACAUAUUGGAUAUUUUCCUCUUUAUAACAAUACAAAUGAUGAAGAUUAUUUAACAUAUACGGGUAAAGAUGAUGCAAAGAAACUUGGAAAAAUAAUUAAUUGGUCUAAUAGUACUCAUUUAAGAUGGUGGAAAUCAGAAUAUGCUAAUGAUUUAGAAGGAGCUACAGAUGGUACUUUUAAUGGUGCUUUUAUUGAUGAUGGAGAUGAUUUUAAAAUAUUUCAAUCAUUUGCUUGUAGACAUUUUCAAAUGAUAAAUAAUGGAACAGAAAAUGUAGAUGAUAUUCCUACAGUUAGGUGGAAAAUAAGUGAUGACAAUUUUAAUACAUAUCUUGAAAAAUUUAAAGGAUAUGAAUAUGAUAAUAAUGAAAAUGCUACAUAUUUUCCUGAUUGGCCUUGUGGUAAUAAUGGAAUUACACAUGUGGGCGAAUGUGACAAAAUAGAUUGUAAUCAACCACAAAACUUUUGUUAUUCAUGUUGUAAAAAUAAGAAUAUUAUUAAAAAUAAAGUUAAAAUGCCUCCUGGAAUUAUUCCAUUAAAAUGUUUUCCAGGAUUAGAUAAGGAUAUGCUUUUUUAUGCAACAUUAUCACCACCAAAUUUUGCUUACUCUCCAAAAGAAGUUCAAGAUUCAAUAAUUGGUGUUAAUGCUAAUAUAGAAAAUGAUAAUUUAGGAUAUUUUGAUGUUCAAAGUACUUUAGGUUCAACAGUAAAAGCAUUUUUAAGACUUCAAUUAAAUAUUCCAAUUUGGAAUACAAAUUCUAUAUCACAACUUAUUCAACAUCGUUCAGUUAUGUUUCCAUGUUUCUCUUUAACAGUAAGAGUUACAUUAAAAGAUUACGCUACAAAUUUUAUAAGAUUAGCAUCAAAAAUUGCACCACUUAUAAUAUUAAUACUUGGUAUUAUUUUCGUUUCAUUUCCAAUAUUUAUUAUUGCUGUAGUAUUUAUUUUAAAUAGAAAAGAGAACAAUUUAAGAAAAAUGAGUAAUGAAAAUGAACUAAAAAAUUUAUCAUCAUCAAAAAAAAGUAUUGAUAUAAGAGAAGACUCAAAUUAUGUAGAUCAAAUAAAUUCUGAUUAUUUAGAUCUCUAA